UAGUUUUUCGGGCCUCUCUAGUCUAACCGCAAUCCCAAUUCCCAAACAGAGCCAAAACCUGCUCGUCAAUCGCCAUUCCAAACAGAGAAAUGGAGUACUCCAUUUCACAUAUGAAGCCACUUUGGGACUGCUGAAUCCUUCAAUUUCCUGUAGCUAUCUACAAGUACAGGAAUUGACUGCACCAAAAAAUGACACUCACAGUAUUCCCUUUUCUCACCUCACCUCCUCUAUGCCUCUUGCAUCAAAUUCCGAUUCCCAGAUUCUAUAUCACACUCCACCAGCUCAAAAAACAAACAAAGGACAAGGUUCCCUUGUAUGGUUCUCUUAUCACUUAUCUGGCUCCCAUAGUCUAGCCCAUUUUCAGUUUUUUCGGUUUAAUAAACGGAUUAGAAAAUUUUCAAAUUCGGACGGCGCAGGGAUUCCUGGUGAUGGCAGGUGUUUGUUUCGGUCUGUGGUCCACGGAGCUUGCCUCAGGUCAGGGAAACCAUCUCCAAGUGAGAGCCUUGAAAAAGAACUUGCAGAUGAGCUACGAGCUAAAGUAGCAGAUGAAUUUAUUAAGAGGCGCAAGGACACUGAAUGGUUUCUUGAAGAUGAUUUUGACACCUAUGUCGAACAGAUGAGACAACCCCAUGUCUGGGGAGGGGAGCCUGAGCUGCUUAUGUCCUCACAUGUUCUAAAGGUGCCAAUAACAGUAUAUAUGAGGGACAGAAAUUCUGAUGGCCUCAAAAUUAUAGCUGAAUAUGGUCAAGAGUACGGCAGGGAAAAUCCCAUCUGUGUAUUGUAUCAUGGAUACGGACACUAUGAUGCAUUGCGGAGGCAGAUUGCUGGUUCACAAUCCAAGCAGUGCAAGAAAAGAUGAACAAAUUGUUUCAUUGUUGACAUUGCUGAACUGUAAUAAAUUUCUGGACUUGCAUCAGAAGAUUUAACUUAUUCCUUCAUGGAUUUAAAUUAUUCAAUUCUACUCCUAAAUGUAAAAAUGUUGAUGAACUGAUUAGAUGGAUGUCAGUAAAUAAAUAUCCCUCUGAAAAUUCAAACUGA
Molecule: messenger RNA, 1038 nt
Organism: Hevea brasiliensis (rubber tree)
Lineage: Eukaryota; Viridiplantae; Streptophyta; Magnoliopsida; Malpighiales; Euphorbiaceae
Product: OVARIAN TUMOR DOMAIN-containing deubiquitinating enzyme 4
Exons: 6
Coding region: 230-859 (209 amino acids)
Biological process (GO): protein deubiquitination; endoplasmic reticulum unfolded protein response
Cellular component (GO): cytosol; nucleus
Molecular function (GO): cysteine-type deubiquitinase activity
Source: RefSeq, a predicted model, not a curated record